Alternaria alternata is the source of this 556-nucleotide messenger RNA. RefSeq lists its product as hypothetical. The coding region runs from base 203 to 514 and encodes 103 amino acids. The transcript has a single exon. The record is from RefSeq and is a predicted model, not a curated record. Lineage: Eukaryota; Fungi; Ascomycota; Dothideomycetes; Pleosporales; Pleosporaceae.
AGCUGUGUACUUAGAGUCCAGCACCUUCAACAGAUCCACCAUCCAGCUUGGCUGCGUGAUAUCCUCCUCUUCUGCCCUUGUAAUGAACGACCAGAUAUCCAGCACACAACCCAUAGAUCCAAUCCUGCCAUCUAGGAACAUGAGAUUAAGUUCUUUAAUCACUUCCUCGUAGCUUUUAGAGUAGUCCACAAAGCUCCUAUCAAUGUCACUUGUCAAACUGACAAGCGCAAAUAUCUUAUCACGCCGAUCUGUGGCAUCAAAAUAUCUAGUCGCCGUGAAGAGAUACAAUGUGCCACUCAUUGCAUGUUCUCUUGCAUACUUGAUCAUAAAUAGAACAUGCGCAUUCGCCAGCCUCUUCUCGGCUGCUUGCUGCGCGUGUUCGUCUUUCCACGUCAUUGCCUUCAACCCGGCUUGGACAAAAGAGUGGCAGCUUAUGUACUGCGAUAAUCGUGCGGCUGUUUCAAGGACAGGAAAGUCGUCAAUCGUUCUCGACCCACACCAGAUUGACACCUGACGUGCUAGUAAAAGCUCUUGAACACUACAUUACGUCAAUACA